GCUCUCGGGUGCUGCUAUAUCACGUUGCCCCGCCUCCUCCACCAGGCUAAUCAGUGAAGUGACGGCUCUAUCGUUUCGCCUUGGACAGAGGAGUAGACAGAGAUACCGCGCCGCGUGGAAGAAGACGGACAAGACCACUUUGACCCCGCGUGGUAGGGGUCAGUCUGCUUUCCCCUCUCUCUCGAGCUAGCUCCAGUUGUUCGAGCCUCCUCUCUCUACUCUCUCGGUGCGUGUUUCCUGCUCCCUAGCCCACGAGAACGGAGACAUGACUACAGUCAACCCAUCCCAAACCGGCCUCGAUGAAGCCGGACCUCCAACGUCAAAGAAGGGUCUGAAGAAGCAGCAGAAAGAGGCAGAGAAGGCCAAAAGGAAAGCCGAAGUCGCUGCCAAGUUGGAUGCAGAAGCAGCUGGUCGGCAGGCCGAUGAUGUGUCCAAAGACUUGUACGGGAUAGCCCCACUCAUCCAGUCACAGCUAAGAACCGGUCGUGUGUGGAAGAGGGUUGGAGAAUUGACCUCUGACCUGGUAGGUCAGACUGUUCUGGUCAGAGCUAGAGUUCAUGCCAAGAGAGGAACAGGAAAGCUGGGGUUCUUGGUUCUGAGACAGCAGUACCACACCGUGCAGGCGGUCAUCUCCGUGUCUGAGACCAUCAGCAAACAGAUGGUCAAGUUUGCCACAGAUCUUCACCUCGAGUCAGUGGUCGAUGUGGAGGGGAAAGUUACAGCUGCCCCUGAGAAGAUUACCGGCUGUACACAGCAGGAGGUGGAGCUUCAGGUUGCCAAGGUGUUCUGUAUCAGCCAGGCUUUGCCUCAGCUGCCCCUCCAGAUUGAGGAUGCCAUGAGACCCGAAAACAGCGAGGAUGGACCGCAGGGGCGUGUAAACCAAGACACUCGAUUGGAUAACAGAAUCAUUGAUCUGAGAACCACGACGAAUCAGGCGAUAUUUCGAGUGGAAGCAGCUGUCUGUCGGCUGUUUCGUGAUUACCUCACGGCCCAAGCUUCGUGGAAAUUCACACUCCAAAGAUCAUCUCUGCUGCUAGUGAAGGUGGAGCGAAUGUCUUUGAGGUGUCCUAUUUCAAAGGGCAGGCGUAUCUGGCCCAGUCUCCUCAGCUAUACAAGCAGAUGGCUCUCUGCGCAGACUUUGAGCGUGUUUUCACAAUUGGACAAGUGUUCCGAGCGGAGGACUCCAACACCCACAGACACCUGUGCGAGUUUGUGGGGAUGGACGUUGAAAUGGUGUUCUUUGAACACUAUCAUGAGGUGCUGAAGGUGAUAGGAGGCAUGUUUGUCAACAUGUUCAGAGGCCUCCAACAACAAUGUGCCAGUGAGAUAGAGGUGGUACGUAACCAGUAUCCGGCCGAACCCUUCACAUUCCUGGAUCCACCUCUUAUACUGAACUAUGGUGAGGGUGUGGCUAUGCUAAGAGCCAAUGGAGUUGAAAUUGGAGAUGAAGAUGACCUCAGCACCCCCAAUGAAAAACUGCUCGGACGGUUGGUGAAAGAAAAGUAUGACACAGACUUCUAUAUUCUGGACAAGUACCCUCUUGCUGUGCGCCCUUUCUACACUAUGCCCGAUCCUCACAAUCCCAAACUGGCCAACUCAUACGAUAUGUUCAUGAGAGGGGAAGAAAUUCUAAGUGGGGCUCAGCGAAUCCACGACCCCCAGCUGCUGACUGGGAGAGCCCUCGUCCAUGGACUAGAUCUGGAGAAGAUAAAGUCUUACAUUGAUUCUUUCCGCUACGGAACGUGUCCCCAUGGAGGUGGAGGGAUUGGGCUGGAGCGAGUCUGCAUGCUGUAUCUCGGCCUCAGCAACAUUAGGAAGACCUCCAUGUUCCCUCGAGACCCCAAACGACUGACACCAUGAGAGACAGGCACCCAAUCAAGAACCUACUAUCUCAAUUCUUAGAGCGAACUCUUUUAGGCAAUUGUUAAUGAUGAUGAAAUGAAUUCCUA
This is a messenger RNA of Geodia barretti, 1949 nucleotides long. NCBI's taxonomy places the organism in Eukaryota, Metazoa, Porifera, Demospongiae, Tetractinellida, Geodiidae. The record is from the annotation of a GenBank genome assembly.